This is a messenger RNA of Centropristis striata (black sea bass), 5097 nucleotides long. RefSeq names its product death-domain associated protein (gene daxx). Lineage: Eukaryota; Metazoa; Chordata; Actinopteri; Perciformes; Serranidae. The transcript has 11 exons. Gene Ontology annotation, molecular function: histone binding. The record is from RefSeq and is a predicted model, not a curated record. Bases 400 to 2664 code for a protein of 754 amino acids.
AACCAAUAGCAAACGACAUUACUGACCGUAAACCAGCCAUCAACCAAUCAGCGGCCUUGAUGCAGCUGAUAUGAGUAUAGCGGGUAUACUUUCGACAAAGAGCUUUCGAUCUCCUAUCGGUUACGAGCAUUGUUUUGGUAAACAAAAAGCCUAUUAGGGAUUAAACUGCAUCACGCGUUUGUUUAUGCAGUAAUUUAUAUCAUAAAAACAACAUACGAGCUGUUGUUUUGGCUUGUUAUGUUCACACUUCGCUCACUUACUUGGCACAUAAUGCUAACCAACUAGCUAAUGCUAAGCUAACUCAAACUGUUUUAACGGAACAUCGUGUUGGGAUAUUAUCCUCACUUGUUGUCACGUCAAACGGCUCAUAAACCAGAGCAGAAAUCACCAUAAAUUCAGAUGGCGGUGGCUCCCGCCUCGAUGGCGGAUAAGAUUAUAGUCCUUGAUGAUGACGAUGAAGAAGAAGAGAGUCCUCAACCCUCCUGCUCUGCCUCCACCUCGUCUUCUCACCAUCAAACCAAAAAAGUCUCAACACUUAAAGCUCAGCAGUCUGCGCCUACCCACAUUACCCAGUCACCUUUUGCCUCAGCAAAGAAAGACGCACAUGUUCUGCAGGCAGAGAAUCAGAGAUUAUUCACUGAGUUUGUGGAACACUGCUCAGCACUCACCCACGACUGCCCUGAAGUCUUGACCUUCCUCCAAACCAAGCAUGCCAAGGCCUUGCCCGAGUACCUUUCAUCUGUUGAGUUCAGGAACACCGUGGGAAGAUGUGUGACUCAUGCUCAGGCAAACCAUUCCAAAACCUUUGUCUACAUCAGUGAACUGUGCACUGCACUCAAACAGCACGCAGAAAAGAAGAGGGUGAACCUAAACAAAGUUGAACCUGGGCCUUCUACCUCAACAUCAAGUUCUGCCCACUUAAACUCUGUUACGUUCAAAAAGGAAGGCAAGACUAAAGUUCAUAUUGAUGAGGAAGAGGAAGGGGCGAAGCCAGCAGCAGAAGAUAAGCAAUCUUCCACCUCAGGACUUAAGGAGGGCAAUAAUAUGGAGGAACAGGAAGCAGAGAAAAAAGCAAAAAGGGCAUCCAGGAAGCAGAUAGCAUAUCUGGAGAACCUACUGAAAGUAUACAACGAUGAGAUCUGCCGCCUGCAGCAGGCCGAGCUGAGCUUAGACGACCUGCAAGCUGAGGAGUCGUUAUACAUUCAGGAACACAAGCUCAAACGCAAGUUGAUGAAGAUUUACGAAAAGCUGUGUGAACUGAAGAAAUGCAGCACACUAACGGGCCGAGUUAUUGAGCAGAGGCUCAAUUACAAUGGCACUCGUUAUCCUGAGAUCAACAGGAAGAUCGAGCGUUUCAUCAACAGUCCUGAGGCGCGCAGUAACCCUCCAGAUUACCAAGAUAUCCUGCAGCAGGUGCUGCGCGCCAAUGAACGUCACAACCUUUCCCUGAGCCGAAAACAGCUGAACCAGAUUGCCCAGGAGGCUUUCAGAGACACUGGGAGCCAAAUACAAGAAAGACGUCACCUGGAUCUGGUGUACAACUUCGGCUCACGCCUCACUGACCCCUAUAAGCCUGCCAUAGACCCAGCUCUGUCGGACCCCUCAUUGUUGCGGAAGCUUCGGUCGAACAGAGAAGUGGCUGUGACCCGUCUGGAGGAGGUCAUCACCAAGUACGCCAACAAACAAGAGGACACGGAGGAGCAGGAGCGAGCUAAGCGGCUUGCAAAAGACAGCAAGGAGAAAGAGGCCAAAAAAUCAGAAAAUGGAGAAGGAAAUAAAGAGGUGAACGGAGUGGCAGAGGAGGAAGAUGAAGAGGUGGAGGAGGAUGACGAUGAAGAUGAAGAAUCAUCAGAUCCAGACAUCGAGGAAGAGAUCAAGGCCAGCACUCAGCAUGAUGGACCAGGUGAUGAUGAGAGCGAGGAACGAGACGGUAACGAGGCGGAACCAGCGUUUGAUGGUACUAACAAGGAGGAUCAAACGGAUCAGUUGUCAGGAAGCGUUUCUGCAAGAGAAGAAGGAGGCGUAAAAGAUGAAGAGGAACCGGUCACGAGUGGGCUCAGUCCUCUUUCUGAUGAAAGCAAGUCCCAAAUCUCUCCGCUGUCUGACCUCCCCUCCCCUAGACAGAGCCCCAGCCAAUCAGAGUCAAUGCAGACUGAUGACCAGACGACAUUGUCUAAUGGUACCCAUGCAGGAUUAGAGGAACCUGUGGAUUCCUCAAAUCAUGUGUCAGUCGUGCUGGUAAGCACUAGCAAAGUCACAAAGGACCGUGCAGACGCCUCCCCGGCUGCAGCCAAUGGAGUGUCUUUGCCCGAGUCGCCAGCAGUCGUCGUAGAAAGCUGUGACACGCAAACAACCAACGGCACGUCUCCGCCGCCCAGCCUCAGAACCACGAGGAGCCAGAAGAGGAAAAGGGAGGACGUUACUUCAGAGAACUCCCGAAAUGCAAAGCACAUUAUCAUCCAUGACAGUGAGGCAGAUAUCCCUCUGGAUAUGGGCGUUUUCAGCUGCAAUUCUCCACAGCAGGCAGAGUCGACCAGAGCAGACACUCCAACCCAGGAAAUGGUCAGCAGCUCACAGUCCACACCUCCACCCAAGCAUAACAAGGUCAACGUGGCCACCCAGUGUGACCCAGAUGAGGUCAUCGUCCUGACAGACUCAGAAUGACCUUUCACCUUCAACCUCUCACUGUACUACAGAUUCUUCCGUAUCUCAAGAGUAUCCGAUUUUCUGUAAGGACGUGUUUCUAAGGACCGUCCUUGCCUUUUUUUCAAAAUCAAAAUUUGUCUGAAUAAAUGAAUAUGAUCAAAAUAGUCAAUAUAACAUUUUUACAAAACAUACAACAGCCAUUCAUGGCUAUGGAAGACAGGGAAAACUAUACAUUUAGAAACUGGUGUCACUUGAUUAUAUAUAACCAAACAACAGCCAAGACAAAGUUUUUUUUCCUCUUUUUGUAAUGUUAAAUUUGAAAGAAGGCUGGUUAAGCUGGACUUUUUUCCUUUUUUUUUUUUGAAAAUCAAGGAGUCCUCUUCUUCUGCUGUGUGUACCAGAGAAUACAGCCGCCAUUUACUCUAAGCAGAGAUUCACUGGACCUGUUGGCUGAUCAAAGCAGCCAGAAGUCUGUCGUCAUGUUUCCUGCCCUUCAGUUUGUAGUAGCAUUGAAAUUAGUUUUUUGCUGCUCUAAACACAGAGAUAAAAGUUCUUCUCUUGGGAUGAUUGUCUCUUAGUGUGGUUUAGGUAAGAAACCAGUGCCUGAAAACGUGAACUUGAACUGGUCGGUGCUCCAGAGUUUUGUUUUCACAGACACUUGACUGGCAAAGGCUUCAUUAGCUCACUGCCAGUUUGUUUACAUUUUUAUAUUUUAAUCUUUUUUUUUUUUUUUGUAAAAGGAGAGGGGCGAGGUAGUGGUCUGUAUAAAAUAAAUUGGUGACAUUGUUUUAAUUGUUAUUUAAAAUGUGCAUUGAAUCAGCAGAUGUGUGGUGGUUUGUUCUCUGCUGUUAGGGAGAUGUAUGGACUGAUCCAGUAAUAAUGGAGAACAUUUUCUCAUUUCCCCCCUCUAUAGAUAUUUCUAUAUUUAGGUUUAUAAAAAAAGUUACUAUUUUUAUUCAGGCGUAUGUAUGCUGAAGGAUAGAUGAGUUGUUUCCAGAUAACUAUUGGUUUGAAUGAGGAAUGCUGUGUGGAAAGUGUUAAUAACCUAUAUUUUUCUUAUUGUCAACAGAUCACAUGGAAAUACCAAAAUCAUUGAAUUGUUACCUAACUCUGUACCCAAAGCCUGAUUUACUCUACUCCCCUCGGCCAUAGAGCGCCACUGCCCAUCACUGAGUCUCACUGUUGCAUGUGAAGAUAUAGUGAACACGAGCUGUAGUUUGUCCCAUCUACAAGUACUGCUGCUGAAGGCAAUGCUGGAAAAUGGUUAUAAGCCACGACUCAAAAACAGUCCCCAACAAAUCCACUGUUUACACGUUCCUGAGUAAUGUUUGUUAAAAACUACAGAACCCAGCUGUUUAAGGAAAUUACAAAGAAACCAAUGGGCUUGUGGGUGAGAGAUAGUCAGAUAGUGAGGUAUGAACUCAUAUCGUAGUUUGGGUCUUUAUAUGGGAUUUGUUGACAUUGAGCCUUAUCCUUAAUAGCUAUGGCACAAAAACAUUUCUUUGUGAUUCUGAUUUGUCUUAAAGCAAAAGAGGGAAGCAGAUCAAAAAUCCACCAGCCACUCACUAGAUUACCAUUAUUUGUUUUUGGGAUGGCGAGUGAAACAAUCAUGCACGUACUUUGGCUAUUUGCUGUUGGUGAUUUUUAACCCUGGUCUGAUCAUGACACUGAUCAACUGUACAUGCGUCUCUGCUCAGCCCCAAUAACUACAUCUUGUAACCUGCUACACACAGUUUAAAGCCCAAUUCAGAACUCGCCACAGCGGUCAACUUCCAAUCAACUAAUAAGUCAGACGAUCCAAAACAAGCCUGUCUUAUUUGGUAAAGUCACUUUAUGGAGCACACCCCCGGCCCAGUUAUGGCUCCUAACCAUAUGAGUUUAAUAACUAGAAGGCCAUUUUUAUCCGACACACACAAUUAUUUACUUUUAUCCCACUUGACAUUAUCCAGAGUUGUUAGUGCAGCUUUUAUAUGUUUGUUCUUUCCUGUUAAUACACUGGGCAUUCAGAUACAUUUAGAAUUCAAGUUGAAAUUUCUACAUCCCUGCCGCUUUUAAUACGUUACGUUUUUUUUUAGCACAGUGUUGCACUAAAGAUCUUCAGCAUUUGAAUGAGGAGAUUUUUUUGUGGUAUGUAAUACGUCCUUAUAACAUGUAAUAGAGAAUGAGGAUGUUGACAGUGUUUUGGUGAAGGUAAAUUUCUCAACUUUUUAUCCCGACAACAGUCCCUGCUUUUCUCUUUUCCUCCUGAGUCCAACUUUUAUUAGAUUUAACCACACAGGUUGAAAUGAUAUUUUGGGAUAAAUAGUCUUUUCAGAGUCACUAGAAUGUAGAUCUGGAUUGAGGUUGUUAGAGCUACGAUCUGUCUGGCCUCAUUUAUGCAGAGGAGUGAUCCAUCAUUCACUGUGAAUUUUUUCUUGUUCAUUUUUGAUAAAUAAAUGCUAAUUUUUUAUA